GAUAGGACAAACGCGGAAAAAAACAAAUGGGCACCAAUGACUAGCUUAGCCCUGUCGGCGGCGGCAAGUAGGAUCGAGAUGCCCCUCUCCAAAACGAAUCCGUUCGUGCAGGCGGGCGCGAUCUCGACGCAGCCGUACAUCUCGAGCAGCGAGAGCAGCAACCACCUGCCGCCGAUCAUCAAGGGUACCGGGCUGACCGGCCUGAAGCAGACCGGCGGCGGCGGUGGAGGAGGAGGUGGAGGAGGUGGAGGUGGUGGUGGUGGUGGUGGCGGUGGCGGUGGCGGCGGCGGCGACGAGUCGGUGCCUUACGUGGGCUACCAGAGAGCACUACCGUGGAAAGGCGAGAGUUUCGGCCUGAGUAACUGGCCGGUAAGUCACAACUCCAGCCACAACUCGCAUUCGCAACCCAACAGCCAGUCGAGCAGUCCAGUGGUGAGAAACGGCCGUUCCGACGGCAACUCCAACAGCGGUGCUGGCCGCGGUGGAGGCGGCGGCGUUGGCGGCGGAGGAGGAGGAGGUGGUGGAGGUGGUGGCGGCGGCGGCGGCGGCGGCGGCGGUAACAGUGGCAAUGGCGGUGGCGGUGGCGGAAGCGACAACGGCGGUGGUGGCGGCGGUGGAAGCGGCGGUGGAAGCGGUGGUGGCGUCGGCAGCAACAGCAUCGUCAGCGUUGUCAAGCCGAAAACGGCGACCAUCACGCCGGAGAUGGUGAUGAAGCUCUACAUGAACAAGCUAACGCCGUACGAGCACCACGAGAUCUUCAACUACCAGCAGAUUUACUUCAUCGGCGCGAACGCGAAGAAGCGGCCGGGCAUCAUCGGCCGGCCGAACAACAACGAGUACGACAACGAACAGGGCUCGUACAUCCACGUGCCGCACGACCACGUAGCGUAUCGGUACGAGGUGCUGCGCGUCAUCGGUAAGGGCUCAUUCGGCCAAGUGGUCAAGGCCUACGAUCACAAGACGCACGAGCACGUGGCGCUCAAGAUGGUGCGGCUCAAGAUGGUGCGGAACGAGAAGCGCUUCCAUCGUCAGGCGCACGAGGAGAUACGUAUACUGCGCAAGCUGCGCGAGCAGGACAAGGACAACACUAUGAACAUCAUCCACAUGUUCGACUCGUUUACCUUCCGCUGCCACAUGUGCAUCACCUUCGAGCUGCUCAGCAUCAACCUCUACGAGCUCAUCAAGAAGAACAACUUCAAGGGCUUCAGCCUGCAGCUCGUGCGCAAAUUCUCGCACUCGCUGCUGCUCUGCCUGGAUGCGCUCUACAAGAACAAGAUCAUACAUUGUGACAUGAAACCGGAGAAUGUGUUGCUCAAGCAGCAAGGUCGCAGCGGCAUCAAGGUGAUAGAUUUCGGUUCAAGCUGCUACGAGAAUCAACGAGUAUAUACCUACAUCCAGAGUCGCUUCUACCGUGCGCCGGAAGUGAUAUUGGGUGCAAGAUACGGGAUGCCGAUCGACAUGUGGAGCCUCGGUUGCAUCCUGGCGGAGCUGUUCACCGGUUUUCCACUGCUACCGGGUGAGGACGAGGCGGACCAGCUGGCGUGCAUCAUCGAGAUGCUCGGUAUGCCGCCGCAGCGGCUGCUGCAGAACUCUAAACGGUCGCGUCAGUUCAUCAGCUCGAAGGGCUACCCGAAGUACUGCACCGCGACGGCGAUGCCGGACGGCACGACAGUGCUAAGCGGGGGUCUGUCGAGACGAGGGAAGCUGCGCGGCCCGCCGGGCUCGCACGAUCUCGAGCGCGCCCUGAAGGGCUGUGACGACGUCCUGUUCCUGGACUUUCUCAGGCGGUGCCUCGUAUGGGAACCGGAAUGCCGGAUGACGCCGAACAAAGCGCUGAGGCAUCCGUGGCUGCGCCGCCGAUUACCAAGGCCACCGGGCGACAAGAACGACACGCUACCGGCGGUGACGUCGGUGCAGGCCGCGACUACCGGCGGCGGUUCCACCCUGAGAACGUCCGCAUCCGGCAGCAGGAGUUCCAGCAAGACUAACAGUCUGCAGAGUAGCAAUAACACCAGCGACGACAUCGCGACGAGCAAGACGACAGCCCAGCAAACGAGGAGAAACCCUCGUUUGGACCGAGUGGAGGAUAUGGUAUCGGCUUAUGCGGGUUACUCGUACAACGCGUUACACGGCCAAUUACACGGCGGUACGUGGGGCACCACGGGAGGAUUAAGCAGCGGCCAUCAGUCGCUCAACUCCAUCAGCGGAGCUGGCGAUGGCGGUGGUGGUGGCAGUGGCGGUGGCGGCGGCGGCGGCGGCGGCAGGAGCUCCUCCAGCAAGACUAAUCUGCAGAGCGGCAACAACACCAACGACGAUAUCUCCGCGAACAAGACGACGAGUCAGCAGAGGGGAAACCGUUUGAUCGAGGACGUAAUGUCCGCCGCUUACGCCAGCUACUCGUCGGCGUUCGGCGCGUCCCAGCUGCACGGCACCUGGGGCACGACGGGAGGACUGAGCAGCGGCCACCAGUCGCUCAAUUCCAUCAGCAGCAGGAGUUCCAGCAAAACGAACAAUCAGUUGCAGGGCGGCAAUAACGCGACGAGCGGUGAUAUCUCUGCGAGCAAGAUCGAACGUCAGCAGCAGAAAGAGCGCACAAGCGAGUUGCCUUCGUCGAUCUUCAAUCCGUACCCCGAGUCGUACAGUUGUCUAUCCGAGUCCCAGCUGCACAGUAGUCAUCGAUCGAAUCAGAGUAGCAGCCAUCAGUCGCUCAAUUCCGUCGACGGUGCGACGACCGGCAAGUCGCAGCGCGCUCGUCAGACGCACCAGACGCAGCAGCAGCAGCAGCACAAUAACAAUGGCGCGUCGCACGACAAUUACGGCUCUCACGGCUCCUCGAGAGUGUCAGCCAACCGGUUGGUGCUCUCCUUCCAACCGGGGAUCCAAGGGAUCCUCGAGGAGUUGAGGCGAUAGGCUAAGACGUGGUGACGCCAGUCGUCCUUUUCUCCUCCCUUCGGCUCGCUCGCUCGCUCGCUGCCGUUCUAGGCAUUGCCACGAACGAGCGUUUCGUCACGAAACAAUCGCGCUUACAGACGGCAGGAAACGUAUAAAAAUAAGGAUUUGGUCCCGGUCACCUAACGUAAAACUCGGCUGUGUCUCGCUGCCUGCCGUUCGGGCGACGUUCCGAGGUGCGCCACCUUGACGUAGCGUCGAGGAGGGUUACUUGCGGUCGAGAGGGUGGGUGUCUCAUCAUCGAUCUCGAAUACAUUGCUAUGAUCGCGUCGCGUAUCUACGGUCGUCGCGGUGCAGCUGGCUGUCGAUAAGACAAGAGCCAGUUAUAAUCCAGCGAGAAGAGAGAUUUGUUUUUCGCGUCAUUUCACAGCUCGGAAAACGUUCUCCCCUUAAAUAUUAUAAACGGAAUUAACCGAAAACAACUCGCGCGAAUUUGAGAAAAAAAAAAGAUUGAGCGAAGAAAGGCUCACUUUCGCAGAUUCGCCAUUAAUAUUAUAACUGGUCUCACGUCUCACGUCUAACUUAGCGCUACAAGAUCGAUUGAAUGGUUUCUUGUAUCCUCGAAAUCGUACCUUCAGUCACGGCGACGUCGCUUUGCAUUGCUCUCUGCUCCGUUCGUUCUGCACUGAAGAAAAAAAAAAAAAUUAGUGAUAGUAAUCGAGCUUUGAAAUAAUUUCAAUUAAUUUCUAAAUAUUAUUAACUAUUUGAUUAAUAAAACUAAAUAUUUAAUAAUAUUUAGUAAUUAAUAAUAAACAUAAUAAUCAAUCGAAUAUGAAACUAGGAUAUUACUGAAUAUUUGGUUAUAUUAACCGAACAUUUAAUUGAAAUUAUUUCACCAAAGCUUAAUAACUUCAUCUAGACUUGAAUAUUAUUAUUAUACUUUUUUUCAGUGCGGGAUUUGCUCCCGCUGCCAUUGCCACCGCCGUGAAAAUGCGCGGUCGGUACGCUUUACGAUAAGAAGCGAAUUUUUCCGCUAUGACAAUACCUUAAGAACUCCAACAAAGCGUCAGAAAUCCUUGUGAAUGGAGUAUGUGCACGAUUUUCAACGCGCGAUUGUGUCUUAAAACACUUGUCGCACUUUGCGGAACGUACAUUCGUGAACGUACACUCAAAGGAGCUUUUUCUCUUUCGACGAAUCUCGAAACGCGUCGGAAGUCGCAAGGACGAUCUCGACACCCGACACAACGCGACUGUACGAGACACUCAUUCAUCGCUCGGUUAUGUUUCGCCUUUUGUAAAGUUGAACUCUACAUCUUACUCGGAUCAACUAUAAAACAUAAAAUUCAAUUUUUCGAAGAAUGUUCCAAGUCUGUGCAACAAAUCGACUAACUGGCGGGACAGAUAUGUACAGAGAUGCAAAUGGUUACCAACAGAUUUAUCGCGAUGCAUAAUCAUUUAGUCAUACAGUCAUUCAUCAUUUCUCCUCAUCGACGCGACGUAUUUUCCCCAACACAAUCGAUUUCACCGGAGAUAAGGCGGCAUGCCGUGUCGGAUUGAUCGCAAACAGAAGUCAGCUGGCUUCAAACGACGACUUGUCAAAUUGACUUAUAUUUACAUAAGUCUCGGUUCGCGAAUUAUGAUUAAUGCAUGGUCGUCGAUCGUUGCUCACGGACCGCGCUGACGGUGCGCGGGAGUAGUUCGGGCGACCUGGAGGUCAUUGUGCCAAGGGAAGUCCGGGGGAAACCGCGCGCGACGGCUCGAUAGGUCGUACGUGAUGCAGCACGUUAGAUAUAUUGCCAUGUCGCGAUGUCACCGACGACGGCGGCGCAGAUAUAACGAUUCGCUCACGAUAGACGUGAUCUAACGUAUGAAGAGAUACGCGCGCGACUGAAUAGAGUAAUUUGCCGUCGAUCAUAAAGACGCCAUUGUCUCUCCCUGUAAUCCGGAAGAAAUACAUUUUUUCCGUCGUCAACACAUCCGAUUCGUUGCACAUACUUGGCAAAAGCACGACAGGAGUUUGGACGCUCGUGAAAAAGAACAUUGUACAAAUAUGACAAUACCAUUGUAUACAGUUUGGUUUAGUUAUUUUUUUAUAAAUUUUUGUACACUUUUUUUGUAAAUUUAUUUGUAUCAUAUGUUUAGAUUAGUGUUGGCUUUAGUUGAUUAAAACGGGACGUUUUUAGCAAUUAUUUUUCUUUUGCAGUCAUUGAAGUAGGCCGAAAAAAAAUUUUUUUUGUGCUUUUAAUGUUACUUUUAAUUAUUGUAAUGAAGUAUAAUGAAGCACUUAUUUACCUCAUUAGCCUUUUUUUCUUAUUAUUGUAAUUAAAGAUCUUAUUAUGCGGCUCUUGUAAGAGAUAGAUAUAGUGGAGACUGCCUUUCCUACAUCAAAUUGCUCAUUACACGAAUCCAUUAGUGAUGAAUUAUGAACACUCAUUACGGUUUCAGCCGAACUCGAAGUUCAGUCAAUUCUGAAGCGGGUUUAGAUUAAAAGCGAGUACGGUGAUGACCGGGGGGGGGAAGGGGAGGGGAUGAAAACGCCGGGAAAAUAUCGUACCUGGCGGCUCUGCGUUGUACUACUUCGCUUAUUUUACGACGCUCCAGCGUUUAAUCCGACGCGAUGAACGGCGCGACGCGCAAUUUACGACGAGAAGAAUCGCGCCCGCUUUGUUAACUUCUCUCGUCUUCUUCUGAGCUAACUGGGUUAAUUCCUCCUCCCUUCCCUCCUCUUUGUCCCCCCUAGCCUCGUCUCGAUGCUCAUUAUUCGUGCUGCGUACAAUCAAGCGAAAACACCGCCCCGCGUUUAUAGCAGCGGGCUUUCUAUCCUCGCGGUUCUCUUUUGGGGAGAGACGUGACAGUUGCGUUUUUCACGCACCAUCUUUUACGUUCUUCUUUCUCCGCGAGGGACGUUCGGUUAGAUCUUACGAACCGGGCGCCUCUCUCUCUUUUUCUCUGUAGCGAGAAAUCCGGUUUAAAGGACGCACGACAAAGAGAACCGUGUCCGAAAAUAAAAGGGAUUUCCCGUACUCGCGCGGGGUGAACGACUCGACUCGAGUGUCCUGCGGCCGCUUUAGCUCGGUAUUAUUAUCGGCACCUCGUAGAUCCUGGCAUGAAUGGACGGCUUUUAUAUGUGGAAAACUCUUGGAGAGAAAUAGAUUUUUACAACUCUCUCUUCAAAGAAAGGAACUCGACGGUGUUCACGUAACGUAAAUAUUUCUAUAUAAAAGCCGCUCAAGUAUACUCAUAGAAUCAAUUCACGUACCAAUAGGUAUCAGUUAGAAAUUGUAAAUUUCGAACUUUUUAAGUAAUUAUUAAUUUUGCAUGUAAGGAAGGAGCGUUUUUAACGUACAUAUAGUCCUGUAUCGUGGAUAUUUUAAAAGCAUGUCAAAGAACAAAACGAGUUUUACUAUAUCUAACUCUUUUCGGAAAUCGAAAAGAAAUUUUGCGAAUAAUUUUAUUUGUACAAAAAAAAAGUAUGUUUGUAUGAAAAAGACUAAAAAAAGAUUUUGUAUUUAAAGAAAAAAAAAGGAAUUCGGUUUGAUAUUGGUAAUCGAUAUACCUGUUGUAUAAUUUCAUCGAGUGCAAAUAUAUCAUUGCUCACAGUACAAAAAUCACUAACAUGCAUCACUUCCUUGCUAAUGCGCUUUAAUUAUCACUUCCUGAUAUCGAUCCCCCCCCCUGCCCCCAUUAUUUCAAGUUUUACUUUGCGCCUGACCGAAAUCGUCAGAGGCAAUGUGUUCACCGAAACCGCUUUCGGAACUAUGAACAAUGCGAUGACUGUGGCGAUGCGAAAUCGCUAAAUUUAUCGCGAACAAAAUGCGUGUGCGCGGGGCGGACAGUUGCCGGGCGUGGAUGAGUGACGAGACGACAAUGACGACGACGAAGCAGAGAAACGUGACGAGAGAAAGAAAAAGAGAAAGAGAAAAUGUAAGCGGCGAAAAGGGCCAAUGCAGCCGGCAAUGAUAGCAGCGAACGGCGGCGAGGUCGAUUAAAUUCGAGGGGAAAUCGGAACGAUCGGCGGAUUUUAAAAAUCGUGAUACCGAACGGCAUGUCUUUGUGAUAUGGAACUUAGGCGUACUGGGAUUUAUACUACGAAUGUAGAUAAAGAAAAAAAUAUAUAUAUUAUAUAUGUGUGUGUAAAAAUCAUAUAUUAUGUUAUAUCGAAGUGACGAAUGAAUCAUUUGUAAAUGCGCGCGAUGUAGUUUAAUCUCGUCGUAGAUAGUAGCGCUCGCGAAAGUAUCGACACCCUCUUCUUUUCCUUUGUACAAGGAAUACAAGGUGUACAAGGGACGAGUAUCGAUGCCCUAUUAAUCUCUUCAAAUGUAUCGCUCUUCGUGAAAAGCUAUCCUUUUAAAUAAUAUAUAAUCUUAAUUAAUAUUAUAUUAUAUUAAUAUAAUAUAAUAUUAACGUAUAUAUUAAUAUUAUAUAUUAUAUACGAUUAUAUAUAUUAAUAUUAUAUUAUAAUAUUAAUAUAUGCAAUUAAUAAUAAAUAUCAGCAAUAUAUUAUACGUAAGGGAUAAAGAAGCAGAACCUUUUUUUUUACAAUCGAUACUCGUUCCUUUUCCGACAACCGAGUAAGCAAGAAACUGGGUUUUCGAUACAGCUUUGGGUAUGGUCCAGGUCGAGCGAUGCGAUAGAGAACGCAGGACGAUCUUUGUGUAUUGAGACACGAAAACGUGGGUUUCGAGCUUGGAUUUCUUUUAUCCUCUCACCUUUGAAUAGACUCUAAUUCGCGAAAGUAUCGCACGAUUAUUUCGCGCGUGUACUUUAGCGUGCAGUAAUAUAGCUUCUUCAAUUUCUCAGCGAUGUUAUCUCGUAAGUUCUCAAUCCGACCAUGAUAGAACGAAUUACGGCGAACAUCGAGAGAAUCGUGUCGCUAAGUGCGCCAAGUUCGUAAAAAUGCUAAUCUCGUCGAGAGAUAAACGAGAGCGUCAAAAAUCAGCGUCGAAACCCGAGGAGAAAAAUAAUCGCGAUCGCGUCGUCGCUGCGCCACGUCCCGUAAAUCAAUCGGAAAAACGUAUCGAUGAUCGCGCUUGCAUAUGAUCUCAAUGGCGAUUUGCUGAGAUCGGUCGCCGCUACCACUGCCGAUAGCUCAUUAAAUAGGCGCCAUGCUUAAUUUUUCGCAAGCUGGCCCCCUUUUGCGUGGACCUAGUCUCCGUUUCCCCGUCUCGUAACUCUCGCGAAUUAACACGUCGAGUGCCGGCCGAUGAUUUGCUAAUUCUGCACGUAGAGAUACCGUUACCGUGUACCCACAGAUUUUACUCCAUGCAAUGCGGAGGCACUUAAGUACGGUGUAUAAUAUAAAUACAUAAUAGUAAUUGAAUAUUCUGUAUACGCACAAAUGCCUUCGCGUUAAUCGGCGGUGUAUCUCAUCGAGAGAGAACAUUUAAUACCUGGAUGCUUGUUACUGUUGUAACUUACGUUAUAUUAUGACUCGUAAUGAAGAAAAUAAAAGAUAAAAAUUGUGAGCGAUAAUCGAAGAUAAUGAACGACCGAAGGUUAUACGCGCGCGAGUCGUAACAAUCAAUUAUUGACAACAAUUUUAUUCAAUCUCAAAUUUGUAUUUUUAGAAUGGAAAAUGCGAUGUGUUAAGAUAUGAAAAAAGAUAUCUUCUUGGUACCACAUUAUGGGUAUCUCACACCCAAUCACUUUUUUUUCGUCUAUCUAAAAAUGUUCAGAAAAUCUCUAAAAAUUCAUGAACCUAUUUUCUAGUUUCUAAAACAAAUGUAGCAUAAUUUAGUUGCCUUUGAAAUUUUAAGAAAAUUCCGCAGAUAGAAAUCGGUCGAAAUAUCCAUAAUGGUACAUUAAGGAUUAUUAUUGUAUUCCUUUAGAUUCGUUAAAGAGAUUGCAUUUACGAUAGCCGCGUGUUACAGUUUUAGUUAUUUUUUAGCACCCUGGGAUUACGAUGUCAUUAAUUAGUAUUAAUAAUUGACAAAUUAUCCGAGCUCUUGCAUUACUAUCUUAACGAAAUUCAAUCAGUAACGCUUAAGAGAAGGUAACAAUGUGGCACUCAACGUGUUAAUCACUAUUUACGUACCGACUUAAUUUAUUUUCCCGUUGCUUUAACCAGCAAUUCGCGUUUACACUCUUUCGGUUGUCGCUGCAACUUCGCCGCGUGUCGCCGACUGAUCUCGCAGGAGAUUACACAAAAUCUGAAACCAUUCGUUGCCGACUGGUGACGAGUAAUAAUCGGUUUUUCUUCUUUUUCUCAUCUUUCUGCUCUCUGGAUUUAAUGACGCUUUUUCGUGUCGGUCAUACGACGCGUCCUGACGUUAACAAGAUUCAAGCGACGGUUUUAAGCUUGUAACGCACGAAGAAGUAAACGCGAAUCUCAAAGUCGGAGUUGUUAGUGAAUAAGAGCGCGUUGCGACUGUCUGGAAUUUUUCGCAGGUUCCUUAAAAAGUGCAUGAAAUUUGUGGCGAUUUUGUUUCUCUCAAUUCGCAAAAAGAGUGGUCUUGAUUUAUACAUAUACAUCGUCUGAGAAAAAUUUCAUAUUUGUGCUUUGAUGCUCGUAAUUUUCUCUUUAACCACCCUAGCUGAACAUCUAUUCAAAGAGAACUGGUUUUACGCUUUGAAUCGACAUACGUGGGCGCGUUUAUUAAGCAUACGUAUAUGUGGUAGACGAAAUUCAGAUUUUAAUAUAAACGUUCUCGAAUAGAGCGCAGCGAUUAAUCGAUACAAAGAAAAAAAA
Molecule: messenger RNA, 9577 nt
Organism: Solenopsis invicta (red fire ant)
Lineage: Eukaryota; Metazoa; Arthropoda; Insecta; Hymenoptera; Formicidae
Product: dual specificity tyrosine-phosphorylation-regulated kinase mbk-2
Biological process (GO): peptidyl-serine phosphorylation; peptidyl-threonine phosphorylation
Cellular component (GO): nucleus
Molecular function (GO): protein serine/threonine/tyrosine kinase activity; protein serine/threonine kinase activity; ATP binding
Source: RefSeq, a predicted model, not a curated record